Molecule: messenger RNA, 2661 nt
Organism: Exophiala viscosa
Lineage: Eukaryota; Fungi; Ascomycota; Eurotiomycetes; Chaetothyriales; Herpotrichiellaceae
Exons: 1
Coding region: 1-2661 (886 amino acids)
Source: RefSeq, a predicted model, not a curated record
AUGGGAUUUUGGCCCUUUGGUGGACGUAAGAAAGGCCGAACAAGUCAUAAUCAACGUCAAGAGUCAUCUCCAUCCGCGGAGGAAGGGAAAACUAACAACAGGGCAGAGGCGAGCCUGAGUGCGUCUGAAGACUUGGACGCUAUGGCUCGAGGUCAAAACAAACGCCCUCAAGAAGGACCUCGACGACUUUCAAAACAAAGAAUACCGAGUGGAUCUGGAAAUGUCUCCCGUUCGCAAACCACGUCAGUCUCUGGAACCGAACCAUGGAAUAAAAGGGAAAGUCCAGCAACUGGCGCACCAACUGAUUCUGGAUCGAAUGUGUACUCCCAAAACCCGCUGUCCAAAUCGAGCAUUGGACCUGAAGACUUUACUGCUCUACCCCAAGCGCCCACCCUCCUGGCCAAGCGCGGACAAUAUGACCCGACACUUACGCGGAGAAAGUCUAGCAAGCGCAAGGCAGAGGACUAUGCCCGUGAGAGGGAGAUUCGCGCCAUGAGUUCGCCUGAUCAGCUUUCAAGACGCCCAAGUUCUUAUUCUGGAUCCGGACCAUUGCGGCGCGACACCAAGGAAGUUCCGGGGGAUCUCAAUCGAAAAUUCAAGCGACCAAAUUCCAAGGUCACACUACCUUUGCCAGAGGUCAUACAAGAGUCUGAAGAUGUGGAAAAUGCGGCCUCUUUCAAGAUUGGUAUCCUCGCUGCGCUCAGCCCGCGGCCCACACUCACCUACAUCAGCAACCCCCGAACAUCGGCGGGAAAGCAGCCUGCCAGGAUAAAACCUUCGGUGGAGAAAGCCAUUGAGGAGGAGGCGCCUACAUCCAGAAAGAGGAUUGAUGAACUAGCCGACGAUCUUGACGCUGGCGGUCUGAGGGAGCUGAUGGAGAGGGACCAACGGCGUCAUGACAAGAAGAAAGCAGCUGAGCGAGAACGUCUCCAACGCAAGCUUCAACGCAAGGCGGAUAGGCAACGAGAAGAAGAACUGCGGGGUCGCCAACUCCAAGAAACAACAUCGUCUCCUCUCGGCCCGGGAACAGGUGGUGGUGAGAGACGAGGCGGGCCACCAGUGGAGAGCGGUAUUGAAACCUCGCACGCCGCAGCAGCAGCCCGAGUAUCCCCCAGUCCUCGAGGAAGGGCACCAGAGAUAUAUGAAGAGAGUGAGGUUCCUCGAGCUUGGUCACGACCUACCAACAAUGUCAUUCGAAAUCCGUUCGAAGAUGAGACUGACAUUGAUCUUAUGAUUGAUCCAUUCGCACAUGAGGAUGACGAAGGACCGGCAGUGCCAGUCAGGUCGCCACUGCGGACGGUAUCGCCCGUCGAGAUGAGAACGAACCAGCAGCCUUCUCAUGCAACAACGAUCUCCCCGCCCACAUCGCCUGUCCAGCGACCAUCGGAUCGUCAGAGCUUCUCACAAACCUCCGCCCUGGGUCGCGAAAUUACACCAGACAUCCCGGAGCAGGGUCAAUCUGAGAGACGCGCCUCCGAUCAAAGUAGCCAGCGGCAGCUGAGUUCCUGGACCAGCUUCUUCAAGCGAGGUACACGGCGGAAGCCUGGUGCCACUGAUCGAGGCAGGAGCACUCCGUCUGAGUUUUCCAACACUUCUAGGGAGUCGUUCGCCCGCAAACAACAGCCACCCCCUGUCGUUGUACCUCGGACCUUCCGGCGAUCGGAUUCUUCCGGCGUCCCUCAGCGGACAAUGUCCAAAUUCCGUGAAGACUUACCCGAGUUUCCCAUUUCUCCGCCCGAUUCUCGCGUCCAGUCGCCAGAAGCCACGACUGGUCCCGAAAUUGGGGGACCUCAACAUCUCAUUCGACAAUCGCAAUCAGGAACUCUCGAUGAUAGGAGUCUGGCUACAGCCUCAAGUAACGCAGCCAUGGAUCGAGGACCGAGCGAUCCUCGCAGGUCACGAUCAAUGGAGAUGGAUGCGAGUAUGGGAGUGCACCAUGGCGUGACUGUGUCUCAGUCAUUAGCAUCAGUCGAUUCGGAAGCCUCCUGGCUAUCUGGCAGACCUGCCAAAAGGCUUUCGGGAGGAAUGAGUCACCCGCUCCGACAGAGUCAGUCAUCUCUCCCAACAAAUGCCGUCCCAGGAUCCUUUGACCCAGAAGAAGACGAACUUGCCCAGGAUGAAUACCUCAACACGUUGACGCCAGGCCCUGAUGUGCGCCGAGAUUCAGCUGAUUCGGCAAUGCGGAGAGCAAGCAGUACUGUGAUUGAUCUCGAAAGGGAGCGCCAGCAGAGCCCUGUGCCUGAAGUACCUCCUCUGCCUGCAGGUCAUGCCCACGAUGAGACAUGGCAUGCAGGUCUUGGGCGACAGGCAACCGUGGUUCGCCAGGCAAAUCGAGCCAAAUCGAAAGAGGGACUUUUGAAGGAAUAUGGAAACGACUCUCCAGAAGGAUCCCGAAAGUCGACCUCGGACGAAGAUGAUUCGGAUAGUGAUAUGGAAGCACUUGGGGCGGAGACGCCAGGAGCUGAAUUGCAAGAGGCACCGAUUCUACGAGCUCGGAGCGUGGAGUACAAGGGACAUGCACGACACAUCAGUGCUGGAAGUGCACGACUAUUGGACAUCCGACGAGCAUCGUCAGUCCACUCAGACGGACCACAACGGAGUCCAGGUUUGCCUCAAACUCCAAGGUCUCCAAGGGCAUCAGGUAUCCAAUUUGAGCAGUAA